Grus americana (Whooping crane) is the source of this 6970-nucleotide messenger RNA. RefSeq names its product stromal interaction molecule 1 (gene STIM1). The transcript has 12 exons. The record is from RefSeq and is a predicted model, not a curated record. NCBI's taxonomy places the organism in Eukaryota, Metazoa, Chordata, Aves, Gruiformes, Gruidae. Gene Ontology annotation, biological process: store-operated calcium entry; activation of store-operated calcium channel activity; intracellular calcium ion homeostasis. Gene Ontology annotation, molecular function: calcium ion binding; calcium channel regulator activity; protein binding. The coding region runs from base 243 to 1943 and encodes 566 amino acids. Gene Ontology annotation, cellular component: endoplasmic reticulum; plasma membrane.
GGGGGCGGGCGGGGGCCGAGGGCAGCGGGAAGCCGGGCCGGGCGGCAAUACCGGAAAAUAACCCACGGUCCCUCAGCUGGUGGCGGUCGCAGCCCGCGGAGCGCAGCCGGCGCUGCCCCGGAGCGCCCAGCCCGCUGCGGCGGAGCCGAGCCGAGCCGAGCUGAGCGGCCGGGCCCAGCGCCGGGGGCCGAUGCCGAGGAGGAGCUGACAGCGGCGGGGGAAGCGGCGAGGCAGACGCGGAAAUGGAUUUACGGUCGGGAGUGGCCGUGUGGGUCCUGUGCGGCUUCCUCCUGCAGCAGGGCCGGGGGGAGCGCUCCCCUGGCUCCCACCUGGACGAGACCGCCAUCGCAGCAGAAUUCUGCCGCAUUGACAAGCCCUUGUGCCACGAUGAAGACGAGCAGCUCAGCUUCGAAGCCGUCCGCAACAUCCACAAGCAGAUGGACGACGAUGCCAACGGCAACGUGGACGUAGAGGAGAGCGACGAGUUCUUGAGGGAGGACUUGAAUUACCAUGACCCAACAGUCAAGCACAGCACUUUCCAUGGAGAAGACAAGCUCAUCAGCGUGGAAGAUCUCUGGAAGGCCUGGAAGACAUCUGAAGUGUAUAAUUGGACAGUUGACGAGGUGGUUCAGUGGCUCAUUACCUACGUAGAGCUGCCACAGUACGAAGAGACCUUCAGAAAGUUGCAGCUGAGUGGACAUGCCAUGCCCAGGCUAGCAGUGAACAAUGUUACCAUGAUGGGAAGUGUUCUGAAGAUGACAGACCGAAGCCACAGGCAGAAGCUGCAGCUGAAAGCUCUUGACACGGUGCUGUUUGGGCCUCCUCUCUUAACUCGACACAACCACCUGAAGGACUUCAUGCUGGUGGUGUCCAUCGUCAUCGGAGUGGGUGGCUGCUGGUUUGCCUACAUCCAGAAUCGCUAUUCAAAGGAGCACAUGAAGAAGAUGAUGAAAGACCUGGAGGGACUCCACAGAGCUGAACAGUCUCUCCAUGAUCUUCAAGAAAGGCUGCAGAAGGCUCAGGAGGAGCAUCGCUCUGUGGAAGUGGAAAAGGUGCAUCUGGAGAAGAAACUGCAAGACGAGAUCAGCAUCGCCAAGCAGGAGGCACACCGGCUCCGAGAACUGCGGGAGGGCACAGAGAAUGAGCUGAGCAGGCAGAAAUACGCUGAGCAAGAACUGGAGCAGGUGCGGAUGGCGCUCAAGAAUGCCGAGAAGGAGCUGGAGUCGCACUGCAGCUGGGCUGCGCCCGAGGCCCUGCAGAAAUGGCUCCAGCUGACCCACGAGGUGGAGGUCCAGUACUACAACAUCAAGAAACAGAACGCGGAGAAGCAGCUGCUGGUGGCCAAGGAAGGGGCUGAAAAAAUUAAAAAGAAGCGAAACACCCUGUUUGGAACAUUUCAUGUUGCUCACAGCUCAUCUCUAGAUGAUGUUGAUCAUAAAAUCUUAACUGCAAAGCAAGCGCUGAGCGAAGUGACGGCUGCGCUGCGGGAGCGCCUGCAUCGCUGGCAGCAGAUAGAGCUGCUCUGCGGCUUCCAGAUCGUCAACAACCCGGGCAUCCACACCCUGGCCUCAGCCCUCAACAUUGACCCCAGCUGGAUGGGCACCCCGCGCCCUAACCCCUCACACUUCAUCAUGACUGAUGACGUGGACGAUUUGGACGAAGAGAUCGUUUCUCCCAUGUCCAUACAAUCUCCUGCCCUGCCCAGCACAGUUCGCCAGCGCCUGGUGGACCCACAGCACGCCCACGGAUCUCAGAGAGGAUCCGGUGCAAAUAAGGUCAGAGCUGUUCUGAUUUUGAAGGGGGUUUUUUUAAUGUUAAUGAAGGGGACAGGGUGUCCCUGGGGGGGAGAGGGAUUGGAGGCUGCCGUGUGCACAGAGGUUUCUGCUGCCAGCGCCUGCUUCAAGUGGUACCUGUGGAUAAACCUGGUGGAGAUGGGAGUGUAGGACCAACCCCCCCGCUGGUGGCCCUUUUCCAACGGGGAAGGGAGGUGGCAGCCAUAGCAAAAGGAGAGUGUCAGUAAUCCCAUGAAAAGAGUAAAUCACAGCCCUUGCAGAAUCGAAGGGGAGAAAUUGCUGUUGGAUUUGCACUGUAGAGGCUGUUCCUAAGCCUCUGACUGUGCCUCGUCGCUGAGCACAGCGGAGGAACUAAGCCAUGCAGCAAAUCUGACUGCCUUAGGGGAAGCCUUUGCUGCCCCGGUGCCGCGUCCUCGCCAGGUAUAUAACGUACAGCCUUGCAGCUACGGGUAGAGCUUGUGGUACAGGCAGCAAAGUCUGUUUGAGGCUGGUAGACCAAGCCCUGCUUUAGUGUCAGAUGCCCUUGAGCUGCUCCUAAGCUUUCCUAGAGCCUGUGUCCUGGACUGUACAGACAGCAGGAGCCCGCCCAGAGAGCUCGUUCAAUGAGCUGCAGACUUGAGGAAGAAUAAAUAUUUAUUCCAGAUCAUCCUCCUGCCCUCUCCCCUCUUUCUCCACCACUACCAGCCUUCCUUUACUCCAUGCCUUGCUCUGCUUCUUUUGUUUGCAAAGUCAGUCCAUUCCCAUUUUCUCACCCUCUCUCAUUCACCGUGGUCGGUUCGGAUUCCUGGAGUGGCGAGGCGGGAAGCGCAGGUGAAAGCGGAUAAAAGAGCGGCAGCAGCGCACGUGUCCUGCCUUCACCUAGGUGAACGCUGUUGGCUUCGGUGUGCCCAGCGACAUCAAAAAGCAAGCAGGGAACACUGCAGCAGUGCGUUUCGGAUUGAGGAACAUGUGGUCUUAAGUGAGGCUCUCAGGUAUUUUCACGUUCAGUUGGUGGUCUGCGGGUUUCAGGAGGGAUGAGCGUUCGGUAGUGCCUGCUGCACCGCAGAAGCGCUUUCUCUGAAGGCACCUUCCCGUGAUACCAUCGAGGCUGGCUGGGCCCGGGGCCGCAGUUCCUCUGAAGAUGGGCCGUACCGAUUCAGGAGCAUGUGUCGCAUGAAAAUUAGCAGGAUAUAUGCUACCCCUUGUUGGCUGAGCCUCACCCAAGAUGACCGGCAGUAUCCUGGCAAUGUUCUCUCCUCCCUUCUUGUCCCGGCCUGGGGCUCGGGAGCAUCCCCUCCUCCUUGCUCUCUCUGGCAAAGCCAGCGUGCAUCCCAGCGAGUCGUGUCCCUGUGACGCACACCUGCCCUGUCGGGCGCUUACCCUUGGGAACCGCCAGAAGGGAUCAUUUUGGGCUGUAGAAAGCCCCAGCAAAAGUUUCCAGCUGCUGGUGUUCAGUUCUGAAAGUCAGCCCCAGCUCUUGGGUGCCCCAGCGGGGACGCAGGUCCCUCUCUGCACGUCCUGGUCCAUCGGCUGUCGGGGGGGGUUAAUGGCCCAGCCGGCCCCUUGGGUCGUCCCCUGCCGCUGCCCGGCAUGGUGAGCGCUCUGCCGUGUGCUGGCACGGCGCGCCUGCGUCUCGGCUGCCGUGGGUUGAGCUGCAGCUUCACAGAGCGGCGUGGGGGCUGCUGCUGCUGCUGCUCAGGGUCUUCUCUGCUGCCCACCGCUGAUGUGCCACUUGGCGUGCUGGUGUCGGCAGUCACCAGUGUCUUGCCUCUACCCUUCGGGAAUAUGUUCCUGAGUUCCAGCUGGAUAGGUUAUGGAUAAAAUGGGGUAGCUUGGCACCACUGGGAUAUUGGAAAAGUGUGCUUGUGGGCUGUUUCCCCUGGUCAGCUACUGCAGUUCCCCUCUGGACAGCAAGAGAGAGCCCAGAGAGAAAAAAUCGUGGUCCAACAAGGUUGGACCAAGCAUGGCACCCAGUGCGGUGCCGGCCAUCCGCUCUGGAGCAGGACGUCCCCAGGGAACAGCAGCGACAGCCACACCUGCCAUGGAGACGUGACCCACAAACCCACCACCCCCGCUGCUGCCCAGGGACCCUCUGCUGCGGUGAGAGCGGUCUCAGGAAGAGACGCGGCAGCCAUGGUACGUGCCGACGACCUGCUCCGAGCUGUUUGCCGGCAGCGGCCAGCGCAGCGUUUUGCCUCUGUCUCCCCGGGGCGCAGGACCAGCUGUCCCAGGAUCAGGUUCCCAGCGUCUGCGCUCAGGGGAAGAAAAUCCUCCUGGACCGGAGGAUGUUUCUCCAUCUGCUGUCGUCAUUUUCUCCACAGGCUGCCGUAGCCGUGGGAUUUGCUUUUGUCUCUUCUGGAUUUAAAAACUCUGCAGGACCUGGUGAGAGAGGGGGAGAGGCUCACCAGAUGGCCUCUGAGCUGAUGGGCAUUUGCAGAUCUUAUCGGGAAGAAAACUCACCUUCUUCACAAAUAAGGGGUUUUUUGAAGUCACCUCAGUUAAAAAAAUUAUUUUUUGCUGUCUUUGCUAUUAUCUCAGGUUUUCUUAAAAAGAUUUCUUUCCGCUGACACCCACCCAGAUACCUUUGUGAUUGCAGCAGCCAGUAGAGAGAUUGGGUUGAUUUUUACCAGAAAAGAAUAUUCUUUCUUGGAGUUAUAACCUUGAAUUUCAAACGAACAGGCGUUGCUGUCUAAACCUGCCUUCUCUACCACGGCACACUGCGUCCGCAAUGCUCAGCCACUCCAUCGGGUGAACUUCAGCAGCGGGUGCUCUGCUCUGGCGCGGUGGUCCUUAGGGAGGAGCUCCCCGGGGAAGCGGUGAUCCGGCCGACCACAGCGGCACGCCAGCCUGGCGGGAUCAGCUGGAAUGAGUCCUGCCUGCCCAUAGUCCCGGCUCAGAUCAGCGGCGUUUCCACACCAAGGUUUUGCCCCACUGCCUGUCCCGUGCUGCCUCACCCGUGUGCCCGUACGGUGGUGGCCGAGCAGAGUCUGGAUGGAGCCUUUUCCCCCGAACUCAACUCUGCAGGCAGUGGGGAUGGGCAGCCGCAGGCAGCUCGGAAGAUGCAGCUUCUGCAGCAGCAUUGCUCCCUCUCCUCGGUGUGCUGGGACCGAGCGCUGGCCGGGGGGACGUACUGGCCGCUGCCUCCCCUUGCUCAGCGUCGGUGUGUAGGGCUGGUGCCAAGCCAUGUGGCCAAAGCCUGCUUUGUUUUCCUAGAAAGGGAGCACUCCCCAGCUAUUUGUGGAGGAAAUAAACCUCUGAAAGCGCCUGUUCAGCACCGACUCGCCAAGCGGCGUGUCUCUCAACAGCAGCUCAGCACACGCACGCGAUGGCUUCUGCCAGCCUCCCUCGAGAGAGGUGACACGACGAGUGGCCUGGCAGAAAUUCCCCCUUCGCGGGUGCAUUAAGCACCGACACGGACCAGAAACGUUCAGGAGGAGCACGAGGCUCCGAACUUCCUAAAGGAAAGGGGUCGGGUUGUUGUGACUGCAGUGACUUCUGUCUGCCGCAUUUACUAGCAGCAGCCUGAGGUCUGGAGCCCCCCGCCGUCCACCUUGUAGAAGAUGGCUCUCAAAUACUCCCACGUUCAGCCCCAUCGUGUUUUAUUGAUGCUGCUGUUCCCGAAGCUGACUGCCCGUGACCCGGCUCCAGUUAUCCCAGUGAAAGCUGUGGGCCACGAGCCGUGACCGUGACCUUCUGCAGAGCUGCAGGAUCUGCUGGUGGCGCUGGGGAAUCGGGAGCUCCCAUGGCUCCGUACGGUGUGUGUCAGCGCAGUUGUCUCCCUUGGAUGGCCUCCAAGAUGCUCACUCGGAAUAGCUGGGGAUUUCACACCAUCCAAAUUGUUCGGUUCCUGUUCCCCCCGCCUGCUGCUAACCUUGAGGAUGCGGUUCUCCGUCGCUCAGCUGUCAGAUGGGCUCAGUUGUGUGUGUGGGAAAGGCAGGGACUGUUCCAGCAAUGCCUGGGGCUGUUUUCUUCUUGUUAAAGUGAGAGGUGAGACAGGCUCCGCAGCCGGGCUCUCACAGCGGAUCCCGGGCUGUAUCCUACCCAUCCACGAGGGUUUUUAAUACCCCCUUCCACCAUACGUUCUGACAGAGCUGUUAAACAAAGGUCCGAGUUUAUUGAGUGGGUUGUGUUAAAAAAUACCUUUGUUACCAUGACGGGGACAAUGAUCUGAGGAGAAUCUUUCCUGCCUUUUACAAGCACCUCGUGCUAGUACAGUCGUUCUGGGUGACUUGGUGGUCCCUUGCUGCAGUCGCUUUUCCUGAAACGCCCGCCCAGUUCUGCCUGGAGGUCUCCUCAUGCACAAGCUCUGAGCCGAGGGCGUCUUCUCUCCUCCCGCCUCGCGCUCUUCCUGCCUCCAAACUCCGAUGUUCUUAUGCCGGUAUCAUAAGAGAGGAACACGGGCCUCUUUGCUGUGCUGGGUGGGCUUGGUGCUGAGCAGGGCACAGAGACCCACGUCCUGGGGGGAUCUGUGCCGGGAGCAGCAUGGGCCGAGGAACCGGUGAGCAUCUCCCAUCUCUUCUCACACCCUUUUGCUUCUCCUCCUCUUUGCUCCUUUCCUCUCCAUCCACCUUUCCCGUUCCGUACUACCUGCUUCCAGCCGGUGCAGACCCUGAGUAAGAGGGAAGGGCCGGGUCCCCUCGCAGCCCCCCUCCCUGCCUGUGCCUGCCUGUGCCUGCCUGUGCCUGCCCUGUCAGGCAGGAGGGACGGCCGUGCGGCCCCCAAGUCUUGAGGCCGGUUAGCGUAGGUGGUAGCGAGAGCAGCAUAGCUCUUUGUCCGGCUGCACGGGCACACUACCAGGUUUCGGCAGGGACGGAGGGGAUGUCGGGCUGGGCUGCAGCAGCGUUGCACCCAUGCGGGUGAUCCCGGCUGGAAGGAGUAGGCUGUGACCUUGCAUUUCUCCCUUCCUCCUACCUCCCACUCUCCACUGCAAAAAGGAUCUGGGAGCCCCUCGGGCUGGCGCAGCAACGCUCUCACGCCUUUUGCAAUCACAAGCAGGCACCAGGCUGGGGGCACAAACCGCUGUGCAGCAGAGGCUCUGCAGGCAGCGACCGCAGGCAGCGACCGCAGGCAGCUGCGUGUCAGGAGCGCGCUCGGGCAUGGCUUUGUGCGGGAAAGCCGAAUCCCUAAUUCCUCCCUGUGGGAUUAGAGGUUUGCACCAGCUGAGCCAGGAAAAGGGGGAAACUGGGUCUGGCGCUUUC